Molecule: messenger RNA, 1665 nt
Organism: Eimeria tenella
Lineage: Eukaryota; Apicomplexa; Conoidasida; Eucoccidiorida; Eimeriidae
Exons: 2
Coding region: 1-1665 (554 amino acids)
Source: RefSeq, a predicted model, not a curated record
AUGGGAGGGGGACACCAGUACCAGCAGCAGCAGCUCUUGCAGCAGCUGCUGCUAUUUUUCGACUUGCCGCCGACUUGCCGCUGCAGCCGCGCAGUCCGCAUGCGCUAUUUGCUGCUAGCGAAGCAGAGACAUCCGGAUCAGCGGCCUGCUGCUGCUGCAGCGUCGGCAGCAGCAGACUUUGCGCAGCUACAGUGCAACUAUGAGCGCCUGAAGGCACUCUUGGAGGGAGAAGCUGGAGCAGCUGCCACGCAGUCUACUCAUGGCCGAUGGAAGCAGCAGCAGCAGCACCAGCAUUACCAGCGUCACCAGGGCGCCGCAAACAGAGAGCAAUGGUGGUAUCAUCAACGGCAGCAGCAACAGCAGAGGUGGCAGCAUUGGGAGGAGCAGCAACACCAGUGGAGGCAGCAGCAGGCCAAUGCUUACAAAUAUUGGGAAGAGGAACAUUGGAAGGAGCAGCAGCAGCAGCAGCAGCGACGCGCAUACCACACACCCUUCACGGGCGCUGCCCGGGGCUUCGGACUUGCCUUUGGGAUGACUGCUGCUUUCUGGCUCACAACUCCUCGCAGCAGCAGCAGCAACAGCAACAGCAACAGAAGGAGCAGCAGCAACGUGGUUGCUGAUGGUCACAUGCGGCAGCAGCAGCAGCAGCAGCUGGCACAGCGGCAGCGCAUGCGGAAGCAAAGGAUGCUGAGCGAGUCGAGGCGAAAGCAGCUGCAGAAGCACAUGCGGCUGCCUCUAGAAGGGGGCCCCCGGCCAGACUCAGAGGUCCACAGCAGCAGCAGCAGAAGCAGCAGCAGAGACAGCCAGCACCUGCAGCAGCGGGAAAAGGGGAAGCUGCUGAGCGGCAUGGCUGCAGGGUCUGCGGUGGCUGCUGCAGCGCUUACAGGCCCGCAUGCCAGCUGCAGCAACGCAGCAGGCCAGGACCCCAGCAGUGGCGAAGGCAGCAGCAGCAGCAGCAGCUUGGCUGUGCCGCGGGACCCUAAGGCGUGGAGGGACGAGCUAAUUAAGAUUGGCCACCUGGUGCAGCAGCCGGACGCUUUCUUUGACGACAGCACAAUCGACAGCAGCAGCUACAGCAGCAGCAGCAGCAGCUACAUGGGCCUGCCUUUUCACGCUGAUGGCGGCGCGCCGGCCGACGCAAUAGGACUAGCUGGCAGCAGCAGCAGCACUGGAGUGGAGGCAGCAGCAGCAGCGUUGGGGAGCAGCCAAUUCGAUGACUCGCUGCCCCAAGGCCAUUUGGCUGCAGAGGGAUCCGAGGAUGCAGCAGCAGCAGCAGCAUACUAUUUACCCAGACGCAGCAAAACUGCGGGGAACAUGACGGAAAGUGAUGAUUUCUAUGCAACCAGGUACAUACACCGCGCAGUGCGGGUGAUGAAGCGAAGGAACUUUGAAGGUUUCCAGGGGCAGAAGCGGCAGCAAGAGCAAGAGGCGGAGAGCCAGCAGCAGGUGCAGCAGCAGCGGCUGGCGCUGCAGCCCGAGCCGCAGCAGCUGAUGCUGCAGCGCCAGCCGCAACAAUUGCAGCAGCUGCAGCGCCUGGAGCUGGCGCACCCGCAGCUGCACACUGCCAGCGAGCUGCUGCAGCACCAGCUGGCGCAGCAGCAGCUAGUCCUCCAAAGAGAAGAUGUGGACCUCCGGCCCCCCCACUCGGGGCCUGUUUUUGCGUAA